Molecule: messenger RNA, 3975 nt
Organism: Daucus carota subsp. sativus
Lineage: Eukaryota; Viridiplantae; Streptophyta; Magnoliopsida; Apiales; Apiaceae
Product: protein transport protein SEC31 homolog B
Exons: 22
Coding region: 201-3674 (1157 amino acids)
Biological process (GO): endoplasmic reticulum to Golgi vesicle-mediated transport; endoplasmic reticulum organization; COPII-coated vesicle cargo loading
Cellular component (GO): COPII vesicle coat; endoplasmic reticulum exit site
Molecular function (GO): structural molecule activity; protein binding
Source: RefSeq, a predicted model, not a curated record
AUACAAAGAUACAUACAUAGAUACAGAGAGAAACAAAAGAGAGGGCACAAAGCUUGUUUGACGAUCUGGUCUUUUGCCCUAAUUCAUCUUCCUCACUUCACUCCCAGAUCUCAUCUUUCACACACACCAAAACACACACACACAUACAUACAAUUAUCUGUAUCUAUAUAUUCGUAAUUGGAGAGAUUGUGUGAUCAAUUAUGGCGGCGAUAAAGGAGGUGAGCAGAUCGGCGACGGCGGCGUUCUCGCCGGACAAACCGUACUUAGCGGCGGGAACAAUGGCCGGAGCAGUGGAUAUAUCGUUCAGCACAUCGGCCAAUCUCGAUAUAUUCGAGCUGGAUUUCCAAUCGGAUGAUCGCCAAUUGCGAUUGCUCGGGGCUGUGCCGAGUACAGAGCCGUUUAAUCGGAUUUCUUGGGGGAAAAAGCCGCCCGCUUCUGAGGAGUUUGGAUUGGGUUUGAUUGCUGGUGGACUUAAUGAUGGCAACAUUGGGAUUUGGAAUCCUGCUACGCUUAUUAGUUCUGAGUCAAGUGAAAGCUCUCUUCUUCAACAGCUUUCAAGACAUAAGGGACCUGUUCGUGGUCUAGAAUUUAACUCUCUUUCACCAAACCUUCUUGCUUCUGGGGCCGAUGAAGGGGAAAUCUGUAUUUGGGAUAUUGCAAAACCCACAGAACCUACCCAUUUUCCUCCUCUCAAGGGUACUGGAUCUGCCGCUCAGGGUGAAAUUUCGUUUUUAUCUUGGAAUAGCAAGGUACAACACAUAUUGGCAUCUGCUUCUUUUAACGGGACAACUGUGGUGUGGGAUUUGAGGAAGCAAAAGCCUGUGAUAAGCUUUUCAGAUUCAGUUAGAAGACGAUGUUCUGUUCUGCAGUGGAAUCCUGAUGUUGCCACUCAGUUAAUUCUUGCUUCAGAUGAUGACAGUUCUCCCUCUUUAAGGAUUUGGGACAUGCGAAAUACUAUGUCACCACUGAGAGAACUAGCAGGGCACACUAAAGGUGUAGUUGCAAUGUCGUGGUGUCCUAAUGACAGCUCUUAUUUGCUGACCUGUGCCAAAGAUAAUCGUACUAUUUGCUGGGACAUGGCUUCCUCAGAGAUUGUCUCUGAAUUGCCUGCUGGAACAAACUGGAACUUUGAUGUUCAUUGGUAUCCAAAGAUCCCCGGGGUCAUAUCAGCAUCAUCAUUUGACGGAAAAAUUGGGAUCUACAAUAUUGAGGCUUGUGACCGAAUUGGUGUAGGGGAGAGUGAUAUUGGUACAGGUUAUAUAAGGGCCCCAAAAUGGUAUAAGCGCAAGGCUGGAGUUUCUUUUGGUUUUGGAGGCAAGCUUGUCACUUUCAGUACUACAGACUCUGGAUCUUCUGAGGUUUUUUUGCAUAAUCUGGCCACUGAUACCAACUUGGUGGGUAGCUCUUCUGAAUUUGAAGCUGCAAUGCAAAGUGGAGAGCGAUCUUCGCUGAGACUUUUAUGCGAUAAGAAGUCUCAGGAAUCUGAAUCUCAGGAUGAUAAAGAAACAUGGGGAUUUUUGAAAGUCAUGUUUGAGGAUGAUGGAACGGCUAGGACAAAGCUGCUUACGCACCUGGGAUUCAGUCUGCCUGCUGAAGUUAAAGAUGCAACCGAAGAUGAGCUUUCCCAGGAAUUAAAUGGUCUUGCUCUUAAAGAAAAAGAAGCAGAUAAAGCGCAUGCAGGACAAAAGGAUAGUCCUAUAUACCCUUCUGAUGGAGAAGAUUUCUUUAACAAUCUUCCUAGUCCGAAAGCUGACACACCUGUGUCAACUCCAGAUAACAAGUUUAAUGCUGAGAAUUCUGUUCAUAAUGCGGAAGAAGAACUUCAUCACCAAAAUGAUGAUCAUGAUGAGAAUCCUGAUGCGGCGUUUGAAGAUGCUGUGCAACGUGCUUUGGUUGUUGGUGACUAUGCGAGUGCUGUUGCUCAGUGCAUUUCUUCAAAUAGAAUUGCAGAUGCUCUAGUUAUUUCUCAUGUGGGCGGGGCAUCUCUAUGGGAGAGCACACGUGAUCAAUACCUGAAGACGAGUCAUUCUCCUUACCUUAAGGUUGUUGCUGCUAUGGUGAAUAAUGAUCUAAUGAGCCUCGUUAAUACAAGGCCCCUAAAAGCCUGGAAGGAAACCCUUGCUCUCCUCUGCACUUUUGCACAAAGAGAGGAAUGGACUUUUCUGUGUGACACGCUUGCUUCUAGGCUCAUGGCAGCAGGCAGAACUCUGGCAGCAACUCUUUGCUAUAUAUGUGCUGGGAACAUAGAUAAAACAGUGGAAAUUUGGUCGAUAACUGUUACAACCAAGCAAGAUGGGAAAUCUUAUGUCGCUCUUCUUCAGGAUCUCAUGGAAAAAACUAUGAUUCUUGCAAUGGCAACUGGGCAAAAGCGAUUUAGCGCUUCUUUGUGCAAGCUAGUUGAGAAGUAUGCUGAAAUUUUGGCAAGUCAAGGGCUUUUAACAACUGCAAUGGAAUACUUAAAUUUUAUGGGGACUGAGGAAUUGACUACUGAACUAGUGAUUCUGCGGGAUUGCAUUGCUCUCUCUACACAACCUGAGAGAGAAGCACAAAGUUCUACAGAUUUUGGGCACUCCCAGUCACAAACUGAGACCAUACCUAGUUAUGCUCCUGAUGCCUCAAAUUAUUAUCAGAACACAGCACAGCCACAAAUGCAACAGACUGUUCCUAGUGUUCCCUAUGGUGAUAAUUUCCAACAGCCAUAUAAUUCUUCAUUUAGGAGGGACUAUGGCUCUCCUGCUCCAUAUCAGACUGCUGCCCAACCUGCUCCAUAUCAGCCUGCCGCCCAACCUGCUCCAUAUCAGCCUGCAGCCCAACCUGCUCCAUAUCAGCCUGCAGCCCAGCCAUCUCCAUAUCAGCCUGCACCCCAGCCAUCUCCAUAUCAGCCUGCCCCUCAACCUAAUAUGUUCGUUCCGUCUCAGCCACCACAAAUUCCCCAGCCUAGCUUAGCCCCACGUCCAGUUACCAGUCAGCCUGCAGUGAAACCAUUUGUUCCUUCAACUCCUCAAGGUUUGAGAAAUGUAGAGCAGUAUCAGCAGCCUACAUUGGCCUCCCAGUUGUAUCCAGGAAGUGCCAACUCUGGUUAUCAACAAGCUGGAAACCAGGUAGGUGGUGCACAUGGUCCUGUUUCAUCUCAAGUUGCACCUCCUGCGCAUAAGAUGCCACAGGGUGUUACUCCCGCACCAGGACCUAGAGGAUACAUGCAAGUAAAUAAUGCAGGGGUGCAAAGACCUGGGAUGGGCCCAAUGCAGCCACCCAGCCCUACUCACUCAGCACCAGCACCAGCACCAGUAACUCCUGCAGCUCCACCACCUACGGUGCAGACAGCUGACACUUCAAAUGUGCCAGCUUCGCAGAGGCCUGUUAUUACAACUUUGACCAGACUGUUCAAUGAGACAUCAGAAGCACUGGGAGGCCCUCGAGCAAAUCCUGCUAAGAAGCGUGAAAUAGAAGACAAUUCAAAGAAAAUUGGUGCCUUGUUUGCAAAGUUAAACAGUAACGACAUUUCUAAAAAUGCUGUUGAAAAACUUGUACAGCUCUGUCAGGCUUUGGAUAAUGGUGAUUUUAGUACAGCCCUCCAAAUCCAGGUACUUCUGACGACAAGUGACUGGGAUGAAUGUAACUUCUGGUUAUCGACACUGAAGAGAAUGAUCAAGACCAGGCAAAAUGUUAGAUGAAAAGAAUAUUUGGCUAUCUUAUGAAAUAUGAAGUAAUGGUCUGCUUGCAUUCAGAGAUCUAGGGUUUUAUCAGUACACUGAAGGCUCCGACAAUGUAAACAGGACUGCUGCCUUUAGAUUUUGCGAUGGACUUUUGUUUCACUGAUCUCGUAAUUCCCUGUAUUAUUUUUUCCCCUUCUCACUAUGUUUAGAAAAUAUAGCUAUGAAAGGUUUGGACUUUUUGGUGAUUAAAAUCAAAUUUGUAUGUGCAUUGAAAAUAGAAUAUGGUUUUUCUUUAAUAGAUGAUCAUGAAUUUCAUGAA